This is a messenger RNA of Ostertagia ostertagi, 816 nucleotides long. The record is from the annotation of a GenBank genome assembly. Lineage: Eukaryota; Metazoa; Nematoda; Chromadorea; Rhabditida; Trichostrongylidae.
UUUAAGAUCCUCAUCAACCGUGAGCUUUCUGCUCUUUUCGAUCCAUCUGCUGAAUUUAGUACUCCGAAUUUCAUUGAAUUGCUCAAUACUCAUGUGGUCAGAGGACUUUAUCCUGAAGAAUUUAUGGCUGCUUGGAAUGAGUUUGAUGAAGUGAAUGGAUCGGAGAAUGACCCUCCCACCAGUUAUGCCAGUAAACAACAAUUAUUCAUAGUAAUGGGUAUGGCUAUGGGAGGCGUCGAUCUGGAGCACUAUCAGAUGAAGAAUGAGGACCAGGUGAUGUCGGUACUGCUGCAAAUCGCCAUCUCACUUGUUGUUGCCGAAGAACGCCUCAAAUUCGAACAUCGAGACCUGCACAUUGGAAAUGCUCUCGUGUUGGAAAGCGGAGAAGAUAUGAAAUACCGGUUUGGUGGAGGUGAUAUGAUUCUGCGCUCACAAGGCCUGAAGGUCCAUCUUAUCGAUUUCACGCUCAGUCGUAUGAGUAAAGAAGGGACCACAAUAUUCCGGGACCUUGAAAAUGAUGAGGAGCUGUUCACUGGUGAUGGCGAUUAUCAGUUUGAUAUAUACAGAAUGAUGAGGAAAUCAAAUGAAGGUGAUUGGAUGGCAUUCAAUCCCAAGUCAAAUUGCUUUUGGAUGCAUUACCUGGCUAUGCAGUUGAUAAAUAAACGAAAGUGCAAGAAAGCUAUACCGAAGAAGCGGCGAAAUCGAGUUCUGCGGAAUUUGAUGGGACCAAUUUGCUUGAAUUUCGACCAGUUUACGAGACGUGUUAUACGCACGACGAUUUCUCGAAUAUACUACAACGCAGGCUCAUUAGGGUAA